Molecule: messenger RNA, 814 nt
Organism: Mus caroli (Ryukyu mouse)
Lineage: Eukaryota; Metazoa; Chordata; Mammalia; Rodentia; Muridae
Gene: Gphb5
Product: glycoprotein hormone subunit beta 5
Biological process (GO): G protein-coupled receptor signaling pathway; regulation of thyroid hormone receptor signaling pathway
Cellular component (GO): extracellular region; cytoplasm
Molecular function (GO): hormone activity
Source: RefSeq, a predicted model, not a curated record
GGGUACAAGUGUCAGCUCUCCAAGAAGAGUUGAUUCCAGCAAGAUCAGCAUGAAGUUGGUAUACCUUGUCCUUGGUGCAGUGGCCCUCCUUCUCCUGGGUGGCCCGGACUCUGUCCUCAGCAGCUCCAGUGGGAACCUGCACACUUUUGUGGGCUGUGCUGUGAGGGAAUUCACUUUCAUGGCCAAGAAGCCAGGCUGCAGGGGACUUCGGAUCACCACAGAUGCCUGCUGGGGCCGCUGCGAGACCUGGGAGAAACCCAUCCUGGAGCCUCCCUACAUUGAGGCCUAUCAUCGAGUGUGUACCUACAACGAGACCAGACAGGUGACAGUGAAGCUGCCUAACUGUGCCCCUGGAGUCGAUCCUUUCUACACCUACCCGAUGGCUGUCCGAUGUGACUGCGGGGCGUGUUCCACUGCCACCACUGAGUGUGAGACCAUCUGAAGCCAGCGUCGUCACAGCUGGUGACCCAAACCUCACACAUCCACUGGCUCCAGGAAUAUAUCUGCUUUAUCCCCUGCAUUCAAUCUGGGCCAGCCCAAGUUACCUGCCUUCUUCUAUGUAGCUUAGGCACAAGGUUCAGGUGCCGCACGCACACUUAACACUGAAAAUGUAAAGCAAUUGUGGCCCUUCCCCAGAAUAAUCUCUGGUGCAGACGACUGCAGAUUCGAUUUUCUUUGCUUGACUUUUGGACCGUGAAUUGUCUAUUGCAACCCUCUCCCAGGUUCUGUUGCUACUGUGCCUUUAUUUGAAGGAGUUGGAUGUCAUUAAGCGGUGGAAAGCCUUUCAAUCCCCACAUCCUGCCAUUGAGCUUGG